UCUCUCUUCUCACCUCUUUUCUCACCACCACCACCACCACCACCCAACAAUGGCCGACAAACAACCGCGCCUGAUCGAGGAGCUCCUCCAGCUCCUCGCCCCGCAGCAGAAAACCAUGGCGGACCACAAGUUCUGGAACACGCAGCCCGUGCCCGCGUUAGGCGAGGAGGUACAAAGCGAGGGCCCGAUCGACCGCGCCAAAACGGCGCAGGACGUGCCCGCCACGCCGCUGCCGCUCUUGGCGGGCUUCGAGUGGGCCACCGUGGACAUCGACGUGCCCGCGCAGUUGGACGAGGUCUACCGCCUCCUCCACGACCACUACGUGGAGGACCAGGACGCCACGUUCCGGUUCAAGUACUCGCAAGCGUUUUUCCGGUGGGCGUUGCAGCCGCCCGGCUGGCGCCGCGACUGGCUCGUGGGCGUGCGCGUCCAGGGCCGCGGCACGUUGGUGGCGUUCGUCGCCGCGGUGCCCGUGACGUUGAAGCUCGCCGGGCCCGGCGCCACGGUGCCGGCCGUGGAAAUCAACUUCUUGUGCGUCCACAAGAAGUUGCGCAGCAAGCGCUUGGCGCCGGUGUUGAUCCGCGAGAUCACGCGCCGCGUCAACCGCCACGGCGUGUGGCACGCGCUCUACACCGCGGGCGUGGUGUUGCCGUCGCCGGUGGCCACGUGCCGGUACACGCACCGGCCGCUCGACUGGGCCAAGCUCCACGACGUGGGCUUCCUGCCCUUGCCGCCGGGCCAGACCAAGGCCAGCAUGGCGGCCCGCUACACGCUCGCGCCCGCGCCGCGCACGCCCGGGUUCCGGCCCAUGGAGGCCGCGGACCUCGACCAGGUGUUCGACCUCUUGCACGCGUACCAGCAGCGGUUCCAGAUGGUGCAGGUGUUUGGCAAGGCGGAGCUCGCGCACUGGCUCUUGGGCGGCGAGUGCGGCGGCGCGGUGGUCAAGGCGUACGUGGUGGAGCGCGCGGGGCGCAUCUGCGACUUUGUCUCGUACUACUUGCUCCCGUUCUCGGUGUUGGACCACGCCGUGCACACGGAGUUGGGCGUGGCGUACUUGUUCUACUACGCCACCGACAGCCACACGGCCGCGCCGCCCGUGUACCAGGCGCGCUUGACGGGCUUGGUGACGGACGCGCUCAUCACCGCACGCGCCUUUGGCGUGGACGUGUUCAACGCCUUGACGUGCCAGGACAACACCUUGUUCAUCGACGCCGCCAAGUUCGGCCCGGGCGACGGCCUCCUCCACUACUACUUGUUCAACUACAGGGCCAAGCCCAUCGACGGCGGCCUCGACGGCCGCCAGCAGGUGGGCAGCGCUGGGAGCGGCGUGGGCGUGGUGUUGGUGUGACCGCGCACGGCCGCGUGAGGCAGCGGCUGCCUGUGGACCGCUGCGCGGCCUGGUCUGUGGGGCGAAGCACUGGAGGGGCCAACUGCGGGCGUAAAGACGUCUCGUGAGGCAACAGAAGUAGCCAGACAGUCAAGGUAAUAGACAUCUUGUUCGUGGAGCAAUAGACGGGCCAGCUACAAGUAAUAGACAUCUCGUUCGUGAAGCAAUAGAGGGGGCCACUACAGGUAAUAGAUAUCUCGUUCUUGUUACAACAGACGGGCCAACUGCAGAUAUAUAGACAGCUCGUUCUGGAGGACGGGGCCAGUUACAGAUUGUAGAUAUCUCGUGAGGCAACAGAAGUAGCCAGACGCUCAAGGUAAUAGACAUCUCGUUUGUGAAACCAUAGACGGGCCAACUACAGAUA
Metschnikowia bicuspidata var. bicuspidata NRRL YB-4993 is the source of this 1751-nucleotide messenger RNA. RefSeq names its product glycylpeptide N-tetradecanoyltransferase (gene NMT1). Gene Ontology annotation, molecular function: glycylpeptide N-tetradecanoyltransferase activity. Lineage: Eukaryota; Fungi; Ascomycota; Pichiomycetes; Serinales; Metschnikowiaceae. The coding region runs from base 50 to 1348 and encodes 432 amino acids. The transcript has a single exon. The record is from RefSeq and is a predicted model, not a curated record. Gene Ontology annotation, cellular component: cytoplasm. Gene Ontology annotation, biological process: N-terminal peptidyl-glycine N-myristoylation.